Molecule: messenger RNA, 583 nt
Organism: Ichthyophthirius multifiliis
Lineage: Eukaryota; Ciliophora; Oligohymenophorea; Hymenostomatida
Exons: 1
Source: RefSeq, a predicted model, not a curated record
UAUUAACUAAAAAUCAGCUUAACCCUAUUGGUUUAUAUUUAAAUUUUAUGAUCAUUUAACUAUGUUAAGUUUUUCUGUUAAUAAAAAAAGGUUUUUAUUUAGCAUUCUUUUAACAUUAGUGAGUCGUUUAAUUGAUUAAAAAGCCUUCUGGACAUUAUCUAAGGCAAUAGUUUAAUUCAUAUAAGUAAACAUUAUAUAUAAUAUUAUUCAUUUUUUAAAAAAGGUUAAAUAUAAAGAAUAAUAAAUUUUUAAUUUAAAUUUGUUUAAAAAAGGCUAUUAAUUAUUUUCUAAAAAAAUAUAACAAGAAAUAUCGUGAAAAAUGUAUUUUUAUAUUCUUAAAAAACACGAAAAAGCUUACACAUGACUUUAUUUUAAUCAAAGAUUAUUUUUUUUAAUAAAAAAACUAUUUUUAUAAACAUGAAAAUAAUUCAAUAUCGUUUUUUAGCGCUAAUAACAAAAGUUAUUUUGAUUAAAAACGUAAUUUGAAUAUACGAUGCAUUAUUUAUAUGAAAUGUCAUAUAAAAGAAAGUCCUAAAAAACUCAAAAAGUAAAAAAGACAGUUUAAUAAUUAUUUAUUAUACUA